GUCCUCUCUAUGAGCGCCUUGUGAUGGUUUGAACGUUAUCGUUUCCCCGGGGUUCUAAAUUACUUAGGCAACUGCUGGUCUUGUGACUUAUAAAGUAGAGUGUUAAUCUCCAAUAGUAUGUUUCGCAUACCAUAGUCAUUCUGAACUUUCUCAUCCAAAUGGAUUUUUUCAGCCGAACACCCGUCAAAAACGAUGUCCUGAGUAUUAUUGGACAGCUUAGUUCAAGGAAGAAGAAGCCACGUACUCCAUUCUGCAGCAACCAUACGAUUGCGAACUUACGUGAAGUUCGCUCUGUUCCACUUCAGUUUGAUGACUCCACCCCAGAGAAGUUAUGUAGUGCAAAUUUUCAAAAAGAAGAUUCAUCUAACGUUAAAAAUGUUCAAUCGGGAACUGUAGAUGCUGAGUUAAGCUUCAAUAGAUACUCUCAUGUAAAAACACCUCUCCAAAAUCUGUCAGCAAUCAGAUGUUAUAGUAACGCAAGUUCAAAGCUAUCUGUUGGCAGUGGCAACGAAUUUGAUGAUACCUUCACAGUAUCUCAGAAAUUCUCAAAGACGGAUAUAUGUGAGCCAACUGUCAAUGAUGACCAUGAUGCAAAAUUACCCGUACAGUUUCUAUCAGUGAUCAAAUGUAAUCGUGAUACCAGUUCCGAACCAUAUGUUAACAGCAACAGCAAUGUUGAAAGUAUAUUUGCUGUGUCUCCGAAAUUAUCAAAGACUGGUAUCAAUGAGACAGCUGUCAGUGAUGAUCAUGAUGCAAAAUUAUCUGUAGAGUUUCCAUCAGUGGUCGAAAGUAACCGUGAUACCAGUUCCGAACCAUAUGUUAACAGCAACAGCAAUGUUGAAAGUAUAUUUGCUAUGUCUCCGAAAUUAUCAAAGACUGGUAUCAAUGAGACAGCUGUCAGUGAUGAUCAUGAUGCAAAAUUAUCUGUAGAGUUUCCAUCAGUGGUCGAAAGUAACCGUGAUGCAAGUUCCAAACUGUAUGUUAGCAGUGAGGAUAAUGUUGAUGGCAUGUUUGGGGAGUUUUUGGUAUCUUCGAAAGCAAUCAUGAAUCAAUCCACUUCGCAUAAUUACUCCAAUGUUAGACCUGCACAGGCAUCUUUGGAUUUCGAUCGUGGUUCAGGCUCAAAUAUUAGGUCAAAUUCUAAUAAUAGUGAUGAUGACGAUGAAGCCUUUGAAAAGUUUUUACAAUCCCAAAAAACGGUAACCAAUAACUCAUCGGAUGAUCAAAGUAGUACGUGGAUAUCUGAGGAUUCCGAUGAGGAUGGCCAAUCAGGUUUUGAUUCCCCAUAUCAGACGUUUUACUACAGGAUCAAUAAUCAAGAGGUUUAUCAAGAUAUCAAAAAACCACUAUCAGCCUUAUUCGAUUCCGAUUUCGAGUCUGAUAGUGAAAAUUGUAUUUCAAAUGAAAGAAGUCAGAUACCUACAGUCCCACUUGCUGAGUGUCCAUCUCUUUCAAAUCGUCAGAAAAGUAGGAGCAAAAUAGAAAAAUGUAAUAGACCCGAAAUAUCUACUGAGGAAUUUGUUUACUCUCUGUAUCCAAUUGAUAUUAAUCGGAGUACACAUACAACGUAUGAAAAACACCGUCAUCCCGAUGCACUGAAAUUUGUUCAAAAGUUUAAACCUAAUCGUUGUGAACUAGCUGAAAAAUUAUAUCAAAUUUAUAAUGAGAAGAUAUUUUGUAAUCAACUACCAUCGAAACUAGAAAUAACAUGGAGUCGUCGACUGUUGAAAACAGCUGGUCUUUGCAAAUAUAUGACACGUACAACCACUCACUCAAACGGAAUAUCGAGUCAGAUUCGAUUGGCUCAGAUUUUGUUAUCAGAAAAGGUGUGUACUACAGCUGAACGUGUGCGAGAUACUCUGUUGCACGAAAUUUGUCAUGCAGCUGUUUGGCUAAUCGAUGGCAUUAAUGACGGUCAUGGACGUCGUUGGAAAGCUUGGGCUAAUCGAGCUCAUAAAAUUUGGCCUAAAUUACCUAUGAUUUCUGUUUGUCAUGCGUAUACUAUUGAUACACGAUUUACAUACCGGUGUACAGGUUGUGGCGCAUGUAUCAACCGACAUAGCAAGUCUUUGGAUAUCUCAAAGAAGGUAAAAAUCGAAUUUAUACAUAGCAACGUUUGUGACCGCCUUCAGCUAGUUUGAACAGAUCUAUGUUACUCAUUUAUAGGCCCGGGUGACACGGAAGUACCCAUUUAUGAAAUCAUAAGUUGGAGGAUUCCACAUAACUGCAUUUUGUUUUAGGAACUGUAUUUUUUAUGCGGUGCGUUUGUUUGUUAUGCUUCUAUUCCUUGUUUCUGUUUGUGUGAUAUCAGGUGUGUGGAAAUCGACUUCUAAUUGUUCUAAAAAACUUAGGCCACUGAUUAUUUUAAUGCUCCUUGAAAUAUAUAACUCGCAGUCAAAUAUUUUUCACAUUCAAUUCAUAAGCUAUUCAUAGUUCCCAUAAAAUAGCCGGGUCAGUUGUUAUUUGGUUGCGUUUCAUAUAAUAAACAGUAAAUUGCAUGCUAAUCUAUCUUCAUGAAGUGUUUGUUAGUGAAACAUCAUAUUUUGGAUAUGCUUACUAAUAGUGUAGAAAAAUGAGAAGACUGAGACGCAGGAAAGAAUGUUUAUUAUUGACAUCUUGUACAGUACUCAUCAAAUAUUGUACACCGUCCACUAAGACAGUCAUUUGCAUAAUGUGCUUCAUUUCCUCUUCUCCUCCUCUCUCGACCUGCUCUUAAUACGCCCAAAUUGUCUUUUUCGUUGCUCUAGGCAGAAUCUUUACCCACUGCUGGUAAUUCCCCAUGAUUUCUGCCGCCCUAGCAAUAUAUACUACUUAUAUCAGCAGCACCCACUACAGUAGUGCUAAACUAUUAAGAGAAACUUCUUAUUGGACACGAAAACAAUAUUUUUAUAAGUUAUACCUUUGUAUAAGGUUAAAUUAUACUACUUGACUGUGGUUCAAUAGUCUAGUCAAUCAACUUCCAGCUCUUAAGCUAAAAACUUAAAUGCACUCGUUCUUUGGCUUAGAAGACUAGAUACCGUCAAAAGCCCUCACAUAUAAUGUAUGUAUCAAAGUCUAGUCCACGAAACUGUAUGUGAUCAGUAACUAUCAAUACUCUAGUAUGUGGAGCUCUAUUUUAGCCUAUGGACCAAUGGUGUUAGUUCGAGUACUAAUUAAAUAAAGUGUAAGAAAACUGUCUUAUGUGUUCAUGAAAUAAUUAAUAUUUCCAUCUAUUCUUGUUGUUUUUAGGUUUGUAGUUAUUGUCGUUCACAGUUUGAAUUACUUAUCAAUACACCUAGAGGUCGUAUGCUUCGACCAAGUUUAGCUGCUCAAUACGAUAAACGUCUUCUACCCCAUUGUUCUGCUAAUAAAACACCAAAAGUAUCCACUACUCCAAGACCAUAUCGAAUUUCAAAACCACUUCAUGAAAUUAGUCAAAAUCAGGAUGUUCAAAAUGGUCUAUUAAAUAUGUUCAGAGAUAUGAAUCUUUUGAGUUAAAGAAGUUUUCUUUUUACAUAGCAAAUUUUCAUUUGUUUUAAAAUACGAACCUUAAUAAGGUGAUAUUUAUAACUGACUUUGCUUCCUUUUAUAGCCUACUGGCUUUUGCAUUUUACAGGCUUCAAGCUUUCAUCCUACCUCUUAGUUUAUUGAAUUUCGCCUACACUUUUCUGUCUGAAAUAUUCAUAUGUAAUGUUAUUUCAGUAAUAGUUGGAAUCUGAAGAAAUUUCCUUUUUCUGUCUUAAGUUGUUUUAUGUAAAAUUGUUACAUUUUUAUUGUUAAAAACAGUUUAUUUAUUUAUGUCCCUCUGCAUAAUCAUACUGAGUUUCGAUGUGAUCAAUGGAUGGAAAGAAUUCCGAUUAAUUGAUUAAUAAUACUCAGAAAUAAUUGAUUAUAUUAGGUACAGUUUGG
Messenger RNA from Heterobilharzia americana, 3888 nucleotides. Lineage: Eukaryota; Metazoa; Platyhelminthes; Trematoda; Strigeidida; Schistosomatidae. The record is from the annotation of a GenBank genome assembly.